Messenger RNA from Morus notabilis, 2440 nucleotides. RefSeq lists its product as uncharacterized. The transcript has 3 exons. Gene Ontology annotation, molecular function: protein binding. The coding region runs from base 79 to 2034 and encodes 651 amino acids. NCBI's taxonomy places the organism in Eukaryota, Viridiplantae, Streptophyta, Magnoliopsida, Rosales, Moraceae. The record is from RefSeq and is a predicted model, not a curated record.
AUACACACACACAAAAAUAUACAAAUAUAUAAAACCAAAAACCCUAAUUUUGAAAACCAAUGAUGACAUGAGAGGAGCAUGGCUAGGGAACACGAAACGAGCGUGCAACCGUGGGGCACGUUGGAGGAACUGUUGCUAGCGUGCGCCGUUAACCGGCACGGCACAAAGAGUUGGGACUCCAUCGCCAUGGAAGUCCAGAACCGGACCUCCUCCGCCUUCUUGACGCCGGAGAACUGUAGGCACAAGUUCGACGACCUCAAGCGACGCUUCAUGAUGUCCGACAAGGACGACGAUGAAAAAUCCUCGUCUACCAUGGUCGACCAGCUCAAGAAGAUUCGGGUGGAUGAGCUCCGCCGCGAGGUCCGCCGCCGCGACGACUCGAUCGUGUCGUUGGAGUUGAAAGUGAAGAGGAUGGAGGAGGAGAGAGAGCGGAGUCUCAAGGAAGAAGAGGCGUCGGGGCCGGAGAAGAAGAAGAAGAAUCUCGACGGUGACGACGGAGUUACCGGAGCCGGAGACGGCGAGACCUCUUCGGAGAAUCGCGGCGGAGGAGGCGGCGGUAGAUCGAAGUCCGGCGACGACGGUUCCGAAUCGUGCGAUCGUGAGAACCGAUCCUUCAACGAGUCGAAUUCCACCGGUCAAAAACGCAACGACUUCCAGCGAAACGGCGUCGUAUCGGUAAAAGCGGAGCCGGGACCCGAACCCGAGAGGAACGAAUCGGAUCGCUCGGAAUCGGAGCGCGGGGGAAAAGCGGAGGAGGAUGAGGGAGAUAACGUGGCGCGGGGUGAGAAUAGCGCGAAGCAGAGCAGCGAAGCGCAGAGUUCGAUGAGCCUUUCGAAGAGAAAACGGCGUCGUGUUGGCGGCGGCGGCGGAGGAAGUAGCAGCGGCGAGGAACCCGAGGAGACGGAGGGAGACGAGGUUUCUCCCGCCACCAAACGACUUUCGGCUCUCAAAUCUGAGCCGUUCGUUAAGCUUCUCGGGAUCAUUCGCUCGCACCGGCUCGGCUCUGUCUUCCAACGCCGGCUUCGUAGCCAGGAAUCUCAAAGGUACAAAAACCUGAUCCGGCAACACAUGGACCUCCAGACGGUGGAAGCCAGACUAGAGAAAGGCCUCUACUUGGAUUCAUCCCUCAAGUUCUUUAGAGACCUUCUCCUCGUAUUCAACAACGGCGUCGUUUUCUUUCGCAAAGGUUCUCAGGAACACGUGGCAGCACGAGAGCUACGUGCUCUAGUGUUGAAGGAAAUGAGCAAAGAUAAGAAGCUAGUGAGAAGUCAAACGUUGACCGUGAAACGUGAAGAUCGUAAUUCAGUAGUACUCCCCAAACCCCAAAACAACAAUGUCAAGAAGUCUUCUAUCAUUGUUACGUGCGGUAAACGCGGUGGUUCAAGUACUAAAGCACUUUCUUCCGAAGUGUCCAACAGAAAGGGGUUUGAUCAUAAGAAAGAAAGAGUAGUGGAAGAGAAACAAAAGUCCGUUAAUGAGAAGAAGAUUAAUGGCUCUUUUGUAGCGAUUGAGGACAAGGGUAUAAGGAAAAAGAGGAGCCAAGAAAGAGUAGGGCGAAGAGGCUCGAAAACGGGCAACAAUGGCAGCGGGGAAAGUGAGCGAGAGUUCGGAGGGAAUGAGCUCAGUUCGCAUGACGCAUUGGAAGUGAAGAUGGACAAGAAAGAGGCCGUAAAGAAGAAGCAAGGCGUGGCGAGCUUCUUGAAGAGGAUGAAGCAGAACUCGCCAAAGCAAGCGGCGGAGGAAGACGUUUCGGAAGAAGAUAGUGAAGAUAGUAAGGUGGAAAAGGAGGAGGAGAAGAAGAGGAAUAAGGGUAAGUCGAAGAAGGCGAGCCCGACCAAGGAAAGGGUAACGCGGAGUUCUACGCAUGGUAAGGGGACGAAGGAGGAGAGUCAAAAGGGGAAGAGAGGGGUUGGAAGGCCGCCGAAGAGACCGGAGAAGGUGGUGGCUGCAAACGGGAAGAGGAGGAGAGACAAUGCUGAUCAGUCGGAGGUGGGGGUUGUUGGAGGGAGGCCCAGAAAGCGUUCUAGGAGAUGAGUAGAUGGUUGUGAUUUGUUGUAUAAUGUAAAUUAUGUAGUGUGUUUGUUUUUUGGUGUUUAUUUUGUUUGCUAGGACUAGGUGCAGAUUCGGUUUACAUUUUCCUGAACUUUUUACAUGCCCAACUAAAGGUCUGAGAGGAGAUCAUGGAGAGAGGGGGAUGUUUCGAUGAGCUUGUAGAGUGUUUGUGAAAGCAAUUUGCACAUAUACACAUGGUGGGUUGGGCUUGCGUCAACGGGGAGAUUUAUUUUGAAUCAGGAAAUUUAGAAGAAUACCAUCUUUAGCAGAGGGGCAUUAAGAUUUUUUGAUGUCUUUACCUUUUUACACUAUAUAUCGAAUUAAAAAGAACAGAAAAUAGAGGUCGUACAAAACUAAAGGGAGAAUUAAAGUGCGACGAAUUUCCUAA